GGAAGUUGAAGAACAAGUGUAAGGUCGCCAGUAGGUAGGUAGGAAGAUGUUGAGAUGAUAGAAGUUUAGGUGUGUGUGGUCUCUUCUCAAAUAGAUGAGUGACACUUAGUGGAAAGAAAACUGUAGUUAACCCUCCAAUGUUAUUGAAAUGCAACGCUUUUCCUCACCUCAUCAAUGUUUCUUAGCUUUGGAGGACCACCCCACCACCUUGUUCAACUACAUUAAUUAAAAAAGAUAUGGUAUAGUGCGUGUAUGACGUGUAGUUUAGAACUAUAACGAAUGUACGUUACGGCCGGCCCAUAAGGAAGCUUCUUUGAAAUAGAAUAAGAAACGGAGAUGUCAUUAUCAUUUAAGCCCUUACCUUAACGGCUACGACUAGAGGUUAUGGGGUGUGAAUAAAUAACCAAAAAAAAAAUGAAGGAAACAACGUGUUAUCGAAUUUCACUAUUACAAUAGUGAGCAAGCAAGAGGCUUGAAGACAAAAAAAUAAAAAAGCGUAUAUGGGUUGGUAAGCGGCAAAUCCAGCUGCCAAUGCCUAUUUGACUUCCCUAUGAGAUCAUGGUGAGCUCGUCUUCUUCUUCUUUCUUCUCUCUCUCUCUCUCUCUAAAAGUUAUUGCUUUAAAGAUCUCUCAAUCAUGAACAUGAAGAUCCCAAUCACAGCAUUCCAUUCCUCCUCAUGAAUACUUCUACAUCAGUGAGGCGAUUGGUUUCCUCAAAGACAAUGAAAUGUUUCCACUUCAGCAAAGACAAAUCUCAGGAUGAAGUCAAGACUAAAAAAUGUGAUUCAAUACAAUCUUCUUCCAUCGCCAGAGGAGGAUCAGGAGGGUCUGAGUUUAACUCACAAACAAGUACUACCACUACUACUACUUCCUUACACGUCCUCUCUGAGACACACAUUAACAACCUCAAAGCAUUCCCCCUCGAUGACCUCAAAACCGCUACCAACAACUUCAACAGGUCCUUGAUGAUCGGCGAAGGCGGCUUUGGUGGCGUGUUCCGCGGCAUCAUUCAAAGCCCUGAAGACUCUCGUAAAAAGGUCGAAAUCGCAGUGAAACAGCUCAGCAGAAGAGGCUUACAGGGGCAUAAAGAAUGGGUGACAGAAGUGAACGUGUUGGGUGUAGUGGAGCAUCCGAAUCUCGUGAAGCUGAUCGGUUACUGCGCUGAAGAUGAUGAGAGAGGGAUCCAACGGCUGCUUGUUUACGAAUACGUACCAAACAGAAGCGUUCAAGACCAUUUAUCUAACCGUUUUGUACUCACUCCUCUCCCUUGGUCUACGAGAAUGAAGAUUGCUCUACACACUGCUCGUGGACUCGCUUAUCUUCAUCACGGCUUGGAGUUUCAGAUCAUCUUUAGAGAUUUCAAAUCUUCAAACAUUCUUCUUGAUGAGAAGUGGAACGCAAAGCUCUCUGACUUCGGACUAGCUAGAAUGGGACCUUCUGAUGGAAUCAGUCAUGUCUCAACCGCGGUUGUAGGGACCAUUGGUUAUGCAGCUCCGGAGUACAUCCAAACAGGACACCUCACGGCCAAGAGCGACGUGUGGAGCUACGGAAUCUUCCUGUACGAGCUCAUCACAGGGAGACGGCCGUUCGACAGAAACAGGCCAAGAAACGAGCAGAACAUCUUGGACUGGAUCAGACCGCACUUGGCUGAUAUCAAGAAGUUCAAGAUGAUCGUCGACCCAAGGCUUGAAGGGAACUACUACCUCAAAUCUGCUUUGAAGCUAGCUGCGGUUGCGAACCGGUGUUUGAUGGUGAAGGCCAAGUCUAGGCCAACGAUGAGCGAGGUUUCAGAGAUGUUAGAGAGGAUAGUGGAGACUUCGGAGGAGGAGGUUUCUAGUGAUGUGCUGUUGAUGAAGAGCUUGGCGCCUAAAGAUGCGUUUGAGGCGACAAGGAGAGAGAGGGUUAAGAGAAGAUUUGUUGAAGUUUUAAUUGGGGUUAAUGGUUGUCCUAAUCUGCCUACUUGGUCUCCUAAACUUGUCACUUCUCUUUGAUUCUUGGUAGAGAAGUAGAGAACAAACAACUAAAACGUCUGUGUUAUAUGCCUAAUAUUAUAUUACACUGCCAUUAUAACC
This is a messenger RNA of Brassica oleracea var. oleracea, 2071 nucleotides long. Its product is annotated as probable receptor-like protein kinase At5g47070. The record is from RefSeq and is a predicted model, not a curated record. Lineage: Eukaryota; Viridiplantae; Streptophyta; Magnoliopsida; Brassicales; Brassicaceae. The transcript has 5 exons. Bases 677 to 1990 code for a protein of 437 amino acids. Gene Ontology annotation, molecular function: ATP binding; protein kinase activity. Gene Ontology annotation, biological process: protein phosphorylation.